AUGUCGCGUCCCGAGCACUUGGCACCACCAGAAAUUGCAAAACUACUGAACCUCCCACCAAAUACCACAUGCUACAUACUUGAUAUUGGAUGUGGAUCGGGACUAAGUGGUGAAAUAAUUGAAGAGGAAGGGCAUGUGUGGGUCGGAAUGGAUAUAGCUCCUUCGAUGCUGAUAGAAGUGGCACUAGAAUGUGAAGUUGAGGGUGACUUGUUCUUGCAAGAUAUUGGGCAAGGAAUGGCUUUUCGGCCCGGUACUUUUGAUGGGGCCAUUAGUAUUUCAGUCCUUCAAUGGUUGUGUAAUGCUGAUCAUUCAUCACACAAUCCAAAAUCACGUCUCACACGAUUCUUCUCCACGCUAUACUCAUCACUACGACGUGGCGCACGAGCAAUCUUUCAGUUCUAUCCAGAGAAUGACGCACAAUGUGAAUUGAUUAUGAACGUGGCAAUGCGUUGUGGAUUCGAGGGAGGUCUGUUAAUCGAUUAUCCAAAUAGUAAAAAAGCGAAAAAGUAUUAUUUGUGUUUGUUUGCGGGAAGCCAGGCGGGAAAAGUGGAAAUGCCGAAAGCGUUGGGUGAAGAUGAAAGGGAGGUGGAAGAUGACGUUGAUGAUGAACCGAGUCAAGUAGCUUACUCUAAUGAAAGAAUUAAAGAUCGACGAAAAAACAGUUCAAAACAACGAAGAAAAUCUGUCAAAGACAAAGAUUGGGUAAUACACAAAAAAGAAGUUGCACGAUUACGUGGCCAGAAUAAUGUUCCAGCUGAUUCAAAAUAUACCGCACGGAACAGAAAACCUAGAUUCUAA
Messenger RNA from Ambispora leptoticha, 798 nucleotides. NCBI's taxonomy places the organism in Eukaryota, Fungi, Glomeromycota, Glomeromycetes, Archaeosporales, Ambisporaceae. The record is from the annotation of a GenBank genome assembly.